AUGUUAUCAAUUCUAGAUUCAGUUGCACCUUUUGUGCCCCCAUCAGAUUUAAGAAUUGCUUUAUCCGGUAUUACGGGUUCUGUUUCCUUUGCUUGUUGGAUUGUUUUACUAAUUCCUCAGCUUAUCGAACAGUGGAAACUUAAAUCUGCAGAUGGGAUUUCUUUGGGAACUGUUCUUAUUUGGGUAACUGGUGAUUUGGCCAAUUUGGUAGGUGCCAUUUGGGCCGGUUUAUUACCUCCAGUGAUCUUGUUAGCUGUCUGGUUUUUGAUCAUUGAUGGGUCGUUGUUGACUUCGUAUAUCUACUAUACUCACAUUUUCCCAAAAAGACAUAAGAUAAUUCACACUCAUCACAGUGAAGAGGCUACUGAGAACACUACUCUUUUAGCCACAAGUGAAAAUGAAAAUGCUCAUGGAACUCAACAGACAAAUGGAAGAAAAUCCAGUACGAAAUCCAGAAGAGAUUCUUUGACAUCGUUGGCAGUUGCGUCGUCCCAUUGGCUGGCUUUCCAAAAAUAUGUUUUGCCAAUGGCGUUUGUAUCAAUGGCUGGGGUGGUUGGCUACUUACUUUCUUCCUCUCCAAGUGCUCCACCUGAUGGUGAGCUACCAACUCUUCCAAAUGACGAAUUAACAUUUGGUGCCCAAUUCUUUGGGUACUUCUCUGCCCUUUGUUACUUGGGUGCCAGAAUUCCUCAAAUAUUAUACAAUUAUCAAAGAAAAUCGUGCCACGGUUUGAGUCUAUUAUUUAUUUUGUUCUCAACUUUCGGGAACUUGACGUACUCUUUGCAAAUUUUGUUUUACCGUUCUGACGCGGAUUAUGUCAUUUUGAAUUUGCCAUGGUUGAUUGGUUCCUUGGGUGCAAUUGUGGAGGAUUCUGCGAUUUAUGUACAAUUUAUCAUUUACAGAGACAAUGCUGGCAAUGAUGAUUUGGUAGAGGCUGUUGAAGAUGUGAUACAAGAAGUUUGA
Saccharomycopsis crataegensis is the source of this 963-nucleotide messenger RNA. Its product is annotated as PQ-loop repeat-containing protein. The record is from RefSeq and is a predicted model, not a curated record. Lineage: Eukaryota; Fungi; Ascomycota; Saccharomycetes; Ascoideales; Saccharomycopsidaceae. Bases 1 to 963 code for a protein of 320 amino acids. Gene Ontology annotation, cellular component: membrane. The transcript has 2 exons.